AUGGGGAACGAAUCGCAUCCGUUCGAUUCGAUACGGUACAUUCCUCUCAUGUACACCAAUACCGAUUCCCACAACUCGGCUCUGAAUCUCGUGCUCACUCUGCGGCCAGAGUGGAGAGACUCGCAGGGCACUAUCAAGUUUGUCAGAUUCACGGAUGGCAUCACGAACACGCUUCUAAAAGCAAUCAAUAAGCUCCCGGGUCUCUCGGAGACUGAGAUAGACAACGAAGCUGUUCUACUUCGUGCCUACGGAAAGGGAACCGAUGUCCUAAUUGACCGCGAGAAGGAAUCCCUCUCCCACUCCCUCCUCGCCCGUCACGGCCUCGCGCCAUCUCUCCUGGCACGGUUCGACAACGGUCUCCUCUACAAAUUUAUUCAAGGCAGCGUGUGUUCGCCAGCCGACCUGCGUCGGCCAGAAGUGUGGCGCGGUGUGGCACAGAGACUCGGAGAAUGGCAUGCAACGUUACCUAUAUCGAGUAUCAGCAGCAUAUGUCCUGCUCCAGCGCAAAUAACGCCCAAUAAUAAACGUGCUUCAUUGCAGGCUAUGGCACAAUUGACGCCGGGCAAGCCGAUCCCGAAUGUGUGGACCGUUAUGCAAAAGUGGGUGCUUGCUCUGCCUACCAGCACGACGGCGGAGAAGAGCCGUCGCGACCAACUGCAGCGGGAGCUGGAAUGGCUUGUGAAGCUGCUCGGUGAUAUGCCAGGUGUCGGCUCCUCGAACCCGCUCGUCUUUGCCCAUUGCGACCUCCUCAGCGGCAACGUCAUCAUCCAGCCGAUCCCCUCUUCUGCCUCUGUAUCGCGGCGCUCGAGCCAGUCGGGCAAUUCUGACGACCUUGAGGCCCCUGCAACAGUGUCCUUCAUUGACUACGAGUAUGCCACACCCGCGCCCGCCUCCUUCGACAUCGCAAACCACUUCGCAGAGUGGGGCGGUUUCGAUUGCGACUUCACCGUCCUGCCCACGCGCUCCGUGCGCCGUGCCUUCUUGAAAGAGUAUCUUCGAAGCUUCAACCUGAACCAGAACCGCACGUUCGAGGACGCAGAGCUCAACGAGCUAUACGAGCAAGUCAACAAGUUCCGCGGCGUGCCGGGAUUCUAUUGGGGCAUCUGGGCCCUGAUCCAGGCUCAGAUCUCACUGAUUGACUUCGACUAUGCAAGCUACGCUGAAAUUCGUCUUGGCGAGUACUGGGCUUGGAAGCGGGAGUUUAGCGGGGAGAGGGAGAAGGCGGGAGAGAAUAGACCGGUAAGGGAGGAGAGGUGGGCGCAAGAAGAGUAG
Lindgomyces ingoldianus is the source of this 1272-nucleotide messenger RNA. Its product is annotated as kinase-like protein. Gene Ontology annotation, biological process: phosphatidylethanolamine biosynthetic process; phosphatidylcholine biosynthetic process. Gene Ontology annotation, molecular function: choline kinase activity; ethanolamine kinase activity. The record is from RefSeq and is a predicted model, not a curated record. The coding region runs from base 1 to 1272 and encodes 423 amino acids. NCBI's taxonomy places the organism in Eukaryota, Fungi, Ascomycota, Dothideomycetes, Pleosporales, Lindgomycetaceae. The transcript is spliced from 3 exons. Gene Ontology annotation, cellular component: cytoplasm.